ACUUCACACCCCACCAGUCCCAGGUACAAGUUUAACUUCAUAGCUGACGUGGUUGAGAAGAUUGCUCCGGCUGUGGUCCACAUCGAACUCUUCCUCAGGUACAGUGUGUUUGUGUAGGCAGACUCAGACACAUAUUUAUGUCGUACUACAGUGUGUGUUGUGUCUGUAAAGUAUGUGUAAUACCCAUUCACUUGUUGAAGAAAAAGCUCAUGGUGGUUGAACCAAAAUAAUCACAUUUAUCACGUAUAACUUACUGGUAGUAACUUCACAACAGUGUAGAUCUUAUGUAAUCUCUCAAUAAACACAAAACACAUCAAAGCAAACUCUCGUCUUGUUGUUAGAGCUAGAAAUGAUAGACUUUCUAUCUUGACCUCUUUUGACCUCUAUAUUGACCUCUUGACCCCCAGGCACCCUCUGUUCGGCCGGAACGUCCCUCUGUCCAGCGGGUCGGGCUUUGUGAUGUCAGACACAGGUUUGAUAGUGACCAACGCCCAUGUAGUCUCCAGCACCACGCCUGUAUCUGGGCGUCAGCAGCUCAAGGUCCAGAUGCACAAUGGUGAUAUCUACGAAGCAACCAUCAAGGACAUCGACAAGAAGUCCGACAUCGCCACCAUCAAAGUCAACCCACUGGUGAGAGGAGUGGAUUAGGAUUUGGGUCAAUUCCAUUUAAAUUCCAGUCAAUUCAGGAAAUACACAGAAAUUCCAAAUCCAAUUUGAAUACUAUGUUCUGGUUCACAUAAUAGCUGUAUUGUAUUCCACAAUAAGAAGGCCUUACUGUUAAAAACAAGGGGAAUAGGAACAAAGAAACAUCAAAGAAAAUAAAAAAGCUGGGGGAAUUCCUGGACGUUAGUGAGUUGAAUAGCUAUUUGAUGGAUGUCAUGAAUGUCUGAGGGCACAAAUAGUUAUGACUAAUGUCAUAUCCUGUUUGUGAUAGGAUUAAUCACAUCGAUAUGAGUCAGAAACAUUUAUUCUAGUGUCAAAAUGUACUACAAAGUUUAAAUAGGAUAAUUAAUAUACAAAUAUUGAAAGCAUUUAAUGAGACAACUGAAAGAUGUGCAACAUGAAAAUAUUGUCCCAAUUACGUUGUGUAAUUUAUUGACAGUCCCUAACUAGCCCCAGAGAUAGGCUCUCUAUCCAAUGUCAAACCAACUUUGCCAAGGUUGCACACCAGCCAGCUGAAACUAAUUGGCGAAAGAAGUUAGCUAGCCUAGGCGACUUCAAGACACAAGUUAUCUGGAAGGGUGAGGGACUGUAACUGUGUACUGAAUGUACAAACGCUUGCCACGCGCGAGCACACACACAAAGACACCCAAAUGAACCCCCCCCCCCCCCCCCAGACAAAUCUCGUUUGGCUUCAGUCAUGGCCGCUGUAUUUCUUAAUGGCCAAGAUGAAAAACGAGGCCAAAUCAGGAAAUGUAACUCUUCUCUCCGGCCCUCUAUCCUCCCUUCCGCCUUUCCCUUUCCAUCUCCACCCCUCUCACCCUCUCUUUCGCUUGCUCCCCCCCCCCCCCCCCCCACUCUCCAUCUCCCCCUCCCUCUCUCCCUCUCCCCUCUCUCUCUCUCUAUCCCCUUCCUCCCUCUCAGAAAAAGCUCCCGGUGCUGUUGCUAGGCCACUCGGCUGACCUUAGACCUGGUGAGUUUGUGGUUGCCAUUGGCAGCCCCUUCGCGCUCCAGAACACGGUUACCACAGGGAUCGUGAGCACUGCACAGAGAGACGGGAAGGAGCUGGGCAUCAGAGACUCUGACAUGGACUAUAUACAGACGGACGCCAUCAUCAACGUGAGACAAUCAAUUCAAUACAAUUUAGCUUAACUUUAUUUAAAGGGCAAUUAUAGCAGACUCCACUUAUAACCAACUCAUAAGGCUGUCUAGCUGUCUGUUUUUACAUUUUAGAAGAGGACAUUUAUGAUCAUGGAGAUCAAAUACACAGACAAAUACAUACACAUCUCAUUGAUUGACUGAAUAAUUGAUUGAUUCAUUGUUUUGAUAUUUUCUCAGUAUGGAAAUUCAGGCGGACCUCUUGUUAACUUGGUAAGUGUUAUGUCAGCCCCCACUUUUUCCCAAUCUUCACUGUGAUAAUAUUGAGUAGAAGCAGUUGUGAGACAGCCAUAGAGCUUUUGAAUACACUAGUAUGAAAGUAUCCCUGACCAAGAUGGCCAUCUUUUUGGUCACGUUACCAGGAUGUCAAUGUCCAUUCUAGUGUUCUAUUUAAUUCAAUGGAGCCAGCCCUGUUCUAAACCCCUAAUAACCUGUCAACCUGUAUUGUCUGCCAUCAGGACGGGGAGGUGAUCGGUAUCAGUAGUGAUCCAGUUCCUAUACAUAACACUCUGUUAAGUUGUUUGUCUGACUGCCACCAGGACGGGGAGGUGAUUGGCAUCAACACUCUGAAAGUGGCUGCUGGGAUCUCCUUCGCCAUCCCUUCUGAUAGGAUCACACGCUUCCUCAAGGAAUCAAUGGACAAGCAGAGCAAAGGUAGGCCCGCCCCUCCUCUAUGAUAGGAUAAAACUCUUCCUCAACUAAUAAAUGGACAAGCAGAGCAAAGGUAGCUAUGUCUGAGAUAGACAGACAGCUAUUAGCUACUAGUAUGAUCACAUUAUAAUUCAACAAAGGCAAAUUAUGUAUUAUUAUGUAUAUUAAAGGCAAAUUAUUGUUUUUUAUUUUAAAGAAGUGAGAUCAUUGAAGAAACGGUUCAUUGGAAUAAGGAUGCUCACCAUCACCCCAGCGUAAGUCUUAUACAAGCAUGACACUGUGCAAUAUUACAGUUACCAAUAAUACUGUGUUAAACUAAAACAGACAUUUCUAACUCGUCUUGUGUAGGCUGGUUGAGGAGCUGAAGCAGCAGAACCCAGACUUCCCUGAUGUCACUAGUGGGAUCUACGUCCAUGAAGUGGUGCCUCAUUCUCCUGCACAGAAGUAGGUGGCCUCUGUCAAAACUACCAUACACUGUGCAAAUAGCAUAGUUUCCCUGAGAAGGGUCAAGAUGAGUUUGUAUGGAAAUUUAGCGUAGACUAUUUCAUUACAUCUCUUGGUUUUCUUUAUCACUCCCUUUCAUGCUUGUUAUAUGUUUACCCCAGUGUCUCUCUUUGCACUAUAGCCUUUCCCAUCUCAAAAUAAUAUGUUUUUCCCCUCAUCCUCCUUUCUCCACAUAGAGGUGGUAUCAGAGACGGUGACAUCAUCGUGAAGCUGAACGGUCGUCCUCUGCUGACCACAGCUGACCUACAGGGGGCGCUCACAGAGGAGACAGCCCUGCUGCUGGAGGUCAGGAGGGGUAAUGACGACCUGCUCUUCAACAUCCAGCCUGAUGUCAUUAUGCAG
Molecule: messenger RNA, 3315 nt
Organism: Coregonus sp. 'balchen'
Lineage: Eukaryota; Metazoa; Chordata; Actinopteri; Salmoniformes; Salmonidae
Source: the annotation of a GenBank genome assembly